UAUUUCUCUGGCCCAGCUCUCUAAGACUUAUGUGAAAUCAUUACUGCCCUAUCGCACAGACGGCCAACCUUGCUGAGGCGAACGCGUCUGAAGAAGACAAAAUUAAAGCCAUGAUGUCCCAGUCUAACCAUGACUAUGAUCCCAUUCAUUACAUGAAGAAGCUGGUCGGACCCCCUCCCCCAAACUACACCUGUUUCCGUUGUGGGAAGAAUGGACACUACAUACGAAACUGCCCGACCAAUGGGCAGGACAAAAGCUUCGAGGCGCCGCAGAGGAUCAAGAAGAGCACGGGCAUCCCUCGGAGCUUCAUGAUGGAGGUGGACGACCCCAGCAUGAAGGGCGCCAUGCUGACCAACACGGGCCGCUACGCCAUCCCCACCAUCGACGCGGAGGCCUAUGCGAUUGGGAAGAAGGAGAAGCCACCCUUCCUCCCGCGGGAGCAGUCCUCCUCUUCGGAGGACGAAGACCCCGUGCCGGACGAGCUGCUUUGCCUCAUCUGUAAGGACCUGAUGGCGGACGCCGUGGUGAUUCCCUGCUGCGGGAACAGCUACUGCGACGAGUGCAUACGGACAAGCCUCCUUGAAUCAGAAGAGCACAUGUGUCCUACCUGCAACCAAUCAGAUGUGUCGCCUGAUGCAUUAAUCGCCAACAAGUUCCUGCGCCAGGCUGUGAAUAACUUCAAGAAUGAGACUGGUUACACCAAGCGAAUGCGGAAAGGGCCGCCCCAGCCCCCCGCCCCUGCGGCCCCGCCCCAGCCCGUUCUGCAGCGCCCCGUCCAGCCCAUCAGACCCCCCACCUCCCGACAGCAGGACCCCCUGAUGGCCAACGUGCCUCGUCCCGUGACGGUGGACACCCCCCCGCCCCCCGUCGUGCCGCCGAGUGCAGCCCCCGCCCAGGCCGUACACCCGCCCUCUGGAGCGGCCCACUCCGCCAGCAACAGCCCCGCCCUGCAGACCAGCGCCGCCGCCCCCCCGCCCUCCAGCUUCAGCAGCCCCACCCCCUCCCCUCAGCGCACCAUCAAGCAGGAGGAGAAACUGCCGCCCAAAGAGCUGGAGAGCGUGGCUCCUGCACCAUCAGUUCUGGUGUCAGCAGAGCCUCCUUUGCCCACGCCAGUCAUUCCAAAGGGAUACCACGUACCUGUCAUUGGCCCACCUCACAUCCCCAGCCACAACAUCCCCAGACCCGUACAUCCACCAAGGCCCAACUUACCCCGACCUGGACCUGGAGGAAGACCACCAUGGGAAAUGUCCUCUGGGAGGGGCCGGCCCCACGGCGACCGCCCCCCUCGAUCGCAGGCCCCGCCCAUCCCGGCGGCCAUGCCGCCCGCCCCCCCGGUCUACAUGCCCCCGUCUCUCUUCGCCCAGCCCCAGCACCCCAUGCCCCAGCCCCCCGGCGUGGCCCCGCAGCAGUACCCCCUGCAGUACCCCCCGGGGCAGCCCCCCGCUGCCAACUACAACGUGCCGCCCCCCGUCUACAACCCUGCCCCCGCCAACGUGGCUGCCCCCUGGGUGCCCCCCGGGACCCAGCCCCCCAUAAACAACGCCAUUCCCCCCCUCGCCUCUGCCCCCUUCCUCUCCAAGGAGGAGUUCUACAGACAGCAGCGGCGGCUGAAGGAAGAUUCGCACUGUCGAUUCGUUGCCAGGGAGAAGUCUAAACUAGAGGAAUUCACCAACGACUUUGCAAAAGAGCUUCUGGAGUACAGAAAGAUCCAGAAAGAAAGGAGACGAUCCUAUUCCAGGUCAAAGUCCCCCUACAGAGGCUCAUCGUAUAGCGGCAGCUCGUAUUCCUACUCCAAAUCCCGCUCCCGGUCACGUUCCAUACGCUCAUACUCGCGGUCCCUGAGCCGCUCGCGGUCCAGAUCACGGUCCAGGUCGCGGUCCCGGUCCCGUUCCUACUCCCCGUACCCCCGCCGGGGCGGGCGGGGCCGAAGCAGGAGCUACCGCUCCCGGUCUCGUUCCCAUGGUUACCACCGCUCUCGCACACGCUCGCCGUCCUACCGGGGUCGGGACGGGGCCGGGGGCAGCGGGGCCUACCGUUCACGGUCCAGGUCGCCCGGCGGCUACCGGAGCCACACCCCAAACAAGAAAUCCGGACCUCCUUUGCAGCCUGAGGGAGACCGUGAUCGCAAGUUCCCGAACCGAUUCCGGGAGGCGCCAGCUUACGACGGGAAGGCCUUCUACGGACGUGGCUCGGAGCAAGGCGACCAGUUUGAGCGAGACCGCUACCGCGAGUGGGAGAGGGAGUACCGGGAGUGGUACGAUAAGUACUUCAAGGGCUACAACAACCCCCCUGAAGGAGGAGGCGGAAGAGGUGGAGGAGCGGGAGUUGGGCCCAUGCCCAGGGGUGGUAGGGGCCCCCCACCUGGCCGCGAACCUUUCCCCCCUGAGCGCUUUGCCCCACCCCGCCCCCGGGAGAACUCCCCAUACGGUCGUGGAAGGAGGGGUGAAGAGUUCCCGGUCCCGCCCCAGGGCCACCUGCACCCCCAUGCACUGCUCCCCAGGGGGCGAAACAUCCCCCUAACCUACCAGGAGAAGUUUGCCUUAAAGGAGGCCCAAGGGUUGGCCAUGGGAGUUCCUGGGCCUGGAAGAGGGGGUAGCAAAGAGCUCCAGAAGGUACCUAAGGAGAAGGAGACAGGCGGGGCGGGGCCGUCGGCCGACCCCAAAGCCCUGAAGCACAAGAAGCACCGCAAGAAGAGGAAAGGAGAAGACGGGGGCGACGGGUUCAGCCAGUCGGACUCCAUGGAGGACAGCGUGGGCGGAUCCCGCAAGGACGAUCGGCAGAAGGGAGGCGACUCCAUGCUCAUGGCGUCCACCCGCGACGACGCCACGCCGGUGCGAGACGAGCCCAUGGACGGCUCGGCCCCGCCGCCCUACAAAGCCUCGUCCUCCUCUGAGCGCGACCGGCGAGACAAGGCCGGGGCCAAGGGCAAAGGCGAGAAGACCAAGCGCAAGGGCGACAGCGGACAGAAGAAAGAGUCCACCAAAACCGCUAGCACGGCAACCGCCACUUCGUCCUCCAAGACCUCCCGGGAGAAGGAAAGCGACGCCGACAGGGACAAGUCCCCUCGUUCUGAACCGCCGGCCAAGAAGCACAAGGAGGACCCCUCCCUCAAAGGAGACACGACCAAGCCCCACCCGUCCCAGAGGGGUGACGUGUCCCAGAGGGGUGACCCGUCCCUCCGGGCGGGCCCCAAACCCACCAAGCCGCACCAGGACCCCAAAGCCUCCAAAGAUGCCCGGGACGUCCGGGUGAAGAAGGAGCCCGUCGCUAAAGACUCCACCACUGCCGCCGCUUCCGCCCCCAGCGCCGCGGCGAAGCACGACAAGCCCCGUCGUGACGCCGAGAAGCCGCCGGCGAAGGCCAGCGAGGCCAAGCCUGACAAACGCAAGCGCAGGGACGAGAAGGAGCCGGACCCCGCCUCCGUGCUUAAGGGGACCCGCGGGGUCGGGCCGGACGCGGCCGACGUCGCCAAGGGAUCCCCCAAGCCCAAGCCCAAGACUGAGAGCGAGAAGCAGGCGGAGAGAGAGCGGGAGCGGGAGAGGGAGCGCGAAAAGGAGCGGGAGCGGCCUGCCAUCCGGCCGCUGAUGGAGAAGGAGAUCAAACCCGUGCCGCUGAGGAAGAUCAAGAUCAACCGCGAGAUCGGCAAGAAGAUCGGCAGCGUGGAGAUGGCCCCUGUGCCGGAGGAGCCCAGCAACGGAGCCGGGAAGGGCAGGCCGGACCGAAGCAAGAGCAAGAUGCGCAGGAAGAUGCCAGCCAUGGACGCCUCCGGCUCCCUGCUGGUGGACUACACCAGCACCAGCUCGACCGGAGGCAGCCCCAUUAAGAGGCUGGAGGAGAGGCAGGACCUGAGGAAAACUGUGGUGAAGACGCUGGAGGAGUACACCAACGACAGCUCCACCCCGGCUGAGGAUGAGAUCGUCAUGAUCCAGGUGCCGCGCUCCAAGUGGGAGAAGGAGGACUUUGAGUCCGACGACGAAGAGGGGCGGGCGUCUGGAGCGCCCCCUGGUGAAGCCCCGCCCUCCGUUCCUGCCGUCCCCGCCCCCAACGCCGCUUCUACCUCUGCUGCCCCGGCCCCCUCUGCCCCUGCCGCCGAGGGCGUGACCGUCAAGCCCCCCGACAAGGAUACUGACACGCCCCCUCCGGAGAGACCCCCCUCCGUGGCCCAGGAGCCGGUGGAGGCCCCCCAGCCUGACGACAAGCCGGCAAGGGUCUCAACCCCUGGCGAGAAGGAACGGGAGAAGGAGAAGGACAGGGAGAGAGAGCGGGAGAGGGAAAGGGAGAGGGAGAGGGACAGGGAGAAGGUGAAAGAAAGGGAGCGUAGUGCAGGUGGUGGAGUUUCCGACAGGGAGGCGGUGCCGGACAAGCGGAAGCCCGUCCCUUCAACCUCCGGCUCAGAUCGGGAGAGGAACCAGGAGCGAGGCAGUGACCAUGGCAACGAGAAGAGCAGCUCCUCUUCCUCCUCCUCGUCCCGGGACAGGCCCUCGGAGAAGCCCGACCCUGUCCCCCGGAAAGCACAGGGAGGUGCCUCCUCUGCAUCCGGGGAGAGGAAACUGGAGCACAAAUCUGGAGCCAGGGACCAUUCUGGCUCAAAGUACAAGGACCUGAAGCCCAGAGACCCUGUGAAGAGACGAGAGUCUCCACCCCCGCAGAAAGAACAGGCCGCGCCCCCGAGGGUCCGGGAUCGAGACGCUCCACAACAUGGCGAUGGGGCCAAGAGAGGCGGGCCGGAGUCCCGCCGAACCGACUACAGCCCCGUGCGGGACAAGCGGCCGCCCUCAAACGCUGGUGGCCCCGAGCCCAAACGACCAUCCGACAAGGAGAGUGCGCCCAGCCGCCACACCGAUGCCCCCGCCAGGGGCGCCAAAGAGCGCGAGCACAGCACUGCUCAUAAAGCGACCCACCGCGGCGCGGGGUCUCCCGAGGAGAGGGUGGGACGCGGAGGCGAACGCGGGGAGCACCUCAAGGCCAAGGCCCCGCCGUCCGCUCGCUCGACCCGGCUCUCCUCCGACCUGACCCGCGAGACGGACGAGGCCGCAUUCGUGCCCGACUACAGCGAGAGCGACAGCGAGGACGCCUCCGACGGCGAGGGGCCCGGCCGGGGGGCGGAGCCAGGCCGCGCGGGCGGAGCCAGCAGCCCCAGCGCCAGCCAGAGCCCUUCGGGAAGCCCCGCCCACAGCAGCAGCGGCGGCAGCUCGCCGGGCAGCCAGGACAAGAAGAAGAAGGAGAAGAAAGACAAGAAGGACAAGAAGAAGCACAAGAAACACAAGAAACACAAAAAACACAAGAAGCACGGCGUGGGCAAUGAGUCCGACUCCGAGCUGAAGGGACAGAAACACAAACACAAGAAGAAGAAAUCCAAGAAGAACAAAGAAAAGGACAAAGAUGAAAAGGAAAAAGAUGACCAAAAACCCAAACUGGCUGAAUCUUGAUAGACACGGACAGUUGAUCAAAUUCACCCAAGUACUAAUUUUUUUUGUUUUGUUUUUUUUGGGUCUUUUUUGUAACAAUGUCGGUGUAUAUUGUACAGAUUUUUUUUUUUCUUUUUUCUUUUUUGGGUUGUACAUAUGCAUAUAGAUGAAUAUGCUGCACGUAAUAACUACUGCUCAGCUGAGUUUUUUUGGUUUUUGUUUUUUUAAUCCAUUUUUGUCUUCUGAGGGUUAUACAAAUGCAAAAAUUGUACAGAAAUGUUCAUUUGACCAUGCAGAAAGAGAAUGUUCAGCUCUGGUGUUGAGAUUUAGCUACUUGAAUGGAGGUGAAUUUAUUUAUGUCAUCAGCCUUUUAAGGAUCUUUGGGGAGCAGGGGGGUGCGGGUGGGUCUUGCCUGAGGUAAGUCUGUUUCUGAAAUCAUUUCAGAGGUUUUUUGGAUUACAGGAGAGUACUAAAUUAUCAUAUAGGAAUUCUUCAUCUCUAAAGCAAUUGCUAUAGCACUUUACAAACACAAAUUUCAACAUUAUCACACAGACUGAUGAAGCAAAUUCUUCAUAUCUGGACAUAGUACCCAGGAUGCAUUAGCCCUUUAAUUAUGGCACUGUGGCGAGCAUUCUUACGGACAGAACUGGAUCGUUAUUUUAAUGAAUUCUGGCAUGGCGAGGCAUCCUUAUAAGUAGGCGUGGGAUUUGUUGUACUGUGAAUUUUUUUCCUCUGCAUUUUUUCACCCCCGCUUAUGUCACAUUGCCUUCAUGUUUCAUUUAAACCACCAGCUGAAUUCUAGAGGGAAGAAGGCCUUUCUAUGUUUUGAUGACAAUAAAUUUUUUUCAGCAAAACUUUGAA
Molecule: messenger RNA, 6269 nt
Organism: Conger conger (European conger)
Lineage: Eukaryota; Metazoa; Chordata; Actinopteri; Anguilliformes; Congridae
Product: E3 ubiquitin-protein ligase RBBP6-like
Exons: 14
Coding region: 111-5429 (1772 amino acids)
Biological process (GO): mRNA processing; protein ubiquitination; ubiquitin-dependent protein catabolic process
Cellular component (GO): nucleus
Molecular function (GO): zinc ion binding; nucleic acid binding; ubiquitin protein ligase activity
Source: RefSeq, a predicted model, not a curated record